Sinocyclocheilus anshuiensis is the source of this 1286-nucleotide messenger RNA. RefSeq names its product phakinin-like. Gene Ontology annotation, molecular function: structural molecule activity. The coding region runs from base 138 to 1145 and encodes 335 amino acids. The transcript is spliced from 6 exons. Gene Ontology annotation, biological process: intermediate filament organization. The record is from RefSeq and is a predicted model, not a curated record. Gene Ontology annotation, cellular component: intermediate filament; cytoskeleton. Lineage: Eukaryota; Metazoa; Chordata; Actinopteri; Cypriniformes; Cyprinidae.
CCAGGCCACCAUAAAGAGGCAUGCGCUCUUAGCUGUUGCUGUUUAGCUGAGGGGAGGUCAGUGGAUAUUUGCGCUUGCAUUGUGGUCAUGUCUAUGGACUGAUAGUGGCCUGUCACUUAAAAAGCAUCAGGACAGGAAUGCCUCUGCCACGACGCCGAUCCUCUUUUCUGGGCCAGGCUGCUUCCGAGCGGCCCGGUUGUGUGGGCCGCAUGAGUGCAGCAGGCACCUCUGCGCCUCGGGGAGUGUUUGUAGGCAUGGCUCCCACCGGAGGAACCAGCAGCCUGGGUACACGCGUGUCCCGCAGAGCUCUGGGCAUCAGCAGUGUGUUUCUGCAGGGCCUUAGAUGCACCAGUGUUCCUGUGGUGACCCUGCCCGGAGAUCGAGGCCACCAGUUUGGCUUCGACAGCCUCAAUACAUGCCUCCUGGAGUACCACGAUAAAGUUCACGCUCUGGAGCAACUCAACCAACAGCUGGAGGAACAGAUCAGACACUGCUUGGAUCGUAAAGCCAUCAGCGCUGGGACAUGGACUGGCCUAAAACAAGACUGGGAGGAUGUUUAUAUGCAGGUCAGUGAGGCUAUCCUGGACAAUGCUCGACUUAUGCUCCAGACUGAGAAUGUUCAAGCCAAUGCAGAGGACUUGAGAGACAGGUAUGAGAAUGAGCAGCCGUUCCGUAAAGCAGUGGAAGAGGAAAUUAACUCUCUGUACAAAGUCAUUGAUGAUGCAAACCUGAGCAGGAUGGACCUGGAGAAUGAGACUGAGAGCAUGAAGAAUGAGCUGAUGAAUCUGGAGCAAAAUCACAUUGAGGAUGUUAGAGUGCUCUAUAAGCAGAUAUCCGGCCAUGAGGUUGAUGAGCCGGAUGCUCCCACUGAGACCAGCCUGGACCAGAUUCUAGCUUUUAUCCGCUCCCACUGGGAGAAAGUCAUUGAGAAGAACCGUGCUGAGACUGAUGCCUACCUUGAGUGCAAGAUUUUUCUUUUAUGCCCAGAUAAUCACAAUGUUCUUCUAUACUGCAGGUUCCCCGGUGGUUCUUCAGUCCCUGAGGGACGAACUGAUCCCGCACCUUCCACAUCUGGGCCACAAAGCAGUCCACAGACUGAAGGUUCUAAUGCUCCUGGUGCUCCAGAAGAAAGCAAGCUGGAAUGAUAUAUAUAUUUUAUUAAUCUUUGCAAAAAGCUUGAUUUUCAUUUGUUUCUCUUCACUUGUAAUUUACACCAUCUAUAGACUACAUGAUUACUGUGCAGGUUAAAAAUAAAUAAAACUAAAGAUGCACUAGCUAAGAUUUUA